This is a messenger RNA of Alternaria ventricosa, 303 nucleotides long. RefSeq lists its product as uncharacterized. The coding region runs from base 1 to 303 and encodes 100 amino acids. The transcript has 2 exons. The record is from RefSeq and is a predicted model, not a curated record. Lineage: Eukaryota; Fungi; Ascomycota; Dothideomycetes; Pleosporales; Pleosporaceae.
AUGUUCACUAACUUACUCAACGGCAUACGAGCCGCUGCCGAAAGCUCUUUCGGACUCACCAACUCAGACACAGACGAUGUCGUCCCCCAGUCGCCCUCGGGUCCCGGCUUGCCUCCCAAUCCUUUCCUCGAGGAGACACCGCCCCCCAGGAAGAGAUCGCGCGUCCUCAUAGACCUCUCUUCGCCCCCGAAAUCUUCAAGUCGAACUCCACGCAAAGAGGCGCGUUCGGAAUUAACCCGCCCACGGCAGCACGUCACACAAAGGAGCGAGGAUGAGAAGCGAUUAGUUGGGGAUUAUUCGUAA